AUGGACUCGAAAAUACACACUGCAAAAAGCCAAAACUACACCUCCAUCUUGCAAGAUUACAUUCGAAACAGCCGUUUCAACACCUCCGAAACCCCAAAACCAACCCUAAUCUUGACUCCCACCGACGAAUCCCAGGUGGGAGUGAUGGUGCGAUGCGCCAAGGUGGCCUCUCUGCAUCUCAGGAUCCGGAGCGGCGGCCAUGACUUGGAGGGCCUCUCCUACACCUCCGGAGUCCCAUUCGCCAUCCUCGACCUGUCCAGCCUCAGGUCUAUCCAAAUAGACCUGACAAACCAGACUGCACCCACUGCGUGGGUGCAGUCUGGUGCUACACUUGGUGAGCUAUACUACCAAAUCUCGAAAAAAAGCGAAACCCUAGCUUUCCCCGCCGGUGUCUGCCCCACCGUCGGUGUCGGCGGCCACAUCACUGGCGGUGGCUACGGCAACAUGAUGAGGAAGCACGGCCUCACUGUCGACAACUUGGUCGAUGCCAGAAUAGUCGACACUGACGGGAGAAUCCGAGAUAGAAAGUCGAUGGGGGAAGACCUUUUCUGGGCGAUUCGAGGAGGCGGCGCUGCCAGCUUUGGCGUCGUCCUGUCGUACAAAAUAAAUCUCGUGACAAUCCCGAAAACUGUGACGGUUUUCGACAUUAUCAAAACAGUAGAAGAAAACGCAAGCGGUAUACUUCACCAAUGGCAGAAGGUAGCUUACAAAAUGGACAAGGAGCUUUUCAUCAGGGUUAGUCUAGCAUCCUUGAAAGAGACAGCUAGGGCUAGUUUUCUUGCAAUGUACCUCGGAAAUUGCGAUAAACUUGUUGAAACUAUGACCUCUCAAUUUCCGGAGCUUGGGUUACAAAAAAAUGAUUGUAAGGAAAUGAGUUGGAUUAGAGCUGUUUUGAUGUGGGCCGGGUUUCCGAAGGAGGCGCCCGAGACGGCUUUGCUGGCCCGGAACACGGGCCCGAGCGCAUUCAAGAUGAAAUCAGACUAUGUCACAAGCCCAAUUCCACUCACCGGGCUUGACGGGCUGCUCCAACGGGUUCGGGCCGAGCGAGGAAAAUAUUACGUGAAAUUCAAUCCGUACGGUGGUCGGAUGAGCGAGAUUCUGGCGACGGAGGCGGCUUUCCCACAUAGGGAGGGGAUUAUUUACAAGAUUCAAUAUGUAAUAGUGUGGAAUGAAACGGGUCGGGCCGCCGAAGCAUACCACCUUGGGAAAAUAAGGGAAAUGUAUGAUUAUAUGGAGGCGUUUGUUACGAAAAAUCCAAGAAGGGCUUAUUUGAAUUAUGGAGAUAUUGAUAUUGGUAGGGUUGGGAAUGGGACGAAUGGUUAUGAAGAGGCUAGAGUUUAUGGGGUUAAGUAUUUUGGGGAAAACUUUGAGAGAUUGGUGAGAGUUAAGAGUGUGGUGGAUCCGAGUAACUUUUUUAGGAAUGAGCAGAGCAUUCCUCCUAUGAUGGUAUGA
This is a messenger RNA of Salvia hispanica, 1452 nucleotides long. NCBI's taxonomy places the organism in Eukaryota, Viridiplantae, Streptophyta, Magnoliopsida, Lamiales, Lamiaceae. The record is from RefSeq and is a predicted model, not a curated record.